AUGAAACCUAUUGAUUCGGACCCCAAAGGCAAGAAGAAAGAGGAGGUGGAUCUUUCAAUUUUUAAGUCUACAGCUAACUAUUCCUCUGCGAGUAUCCAGGAGAAGACGGCAAAAACAAAAAAGGCAGCAGAUACCAAUACUCCUUUUUUGGAUUUUUCGGACGUUCGCAACGGUGAUAUGUCUAUUGUGGAUGAUGGAUCUCAGAUGGAUGGAGAAUUUCUCAGGACACACUUUACGGAGGCUAAACAGAAAUUUGAUGAACUAGCAAUGUACGUCCAGGUGAACCGACAAGCACUUCUGGAGGAAGCAACGGUGAAACAACAAAGAUCAAUGGCUAUCGCAAAAUCUUUGGAAUAUUUGGCUCCCGCUGAUUGUAUCCACUUACAGAUACUCAUCUCUGAACAGCAAGACCAAGCUCACGAGGUACAUCGCAUUGUCAAAAAUUUGGAUGGCCAGGUAAACAAUGAAAGGUCUAGAUUGAAUCAGGUACUUACGUAUCUUUUACAUUCUAUACCGGGUAUGGACUUGACCCGAAUGGUUCAUGAACUUCAAUGGCCGACACUCUCGGUUUGUAGAGAUCUGGAUCUUCCUUAUGAUUAUCAGCUGAUGAUUACUGGCGCUUACAACCCUCCCCACAUUGUCAAGGAUGAACAAGGAAAACACAAGCUUCAAGAAAAGACGGAAAGCGACGAGUUGAAGCUGAUGCAACAACGAAUCCUACUUUUAGAAUCUCAACUGCAACGAGCUCAAGUCAACACUCAAUGUCACAGUGGCGUGAAUGACCACGAAUUGCAGCGAACCACAUUACUUAAACCAGAGAAUAAGGAAAACAAGGCUAUGAACCAACAACGGGUCUUUUUAGAAAGACGGAAACGACAUAAAUUUCCUACUUUUGAAAAAGGAUCGGCUCAUGAGGCUCAACAAUGGAUGCAAAGGUAUGAAGUACUGGCUAAAUAUCUGGGGUUUACCGAAGAUAAAAAAUCGGAGGAGAUGACGGCAGUUCUUACGGGUGAUAGCAUGGACUGGUUAAUCGGGUUAGACCCAACGAGCUAUAAACAAGGAAACAAGCCCAUGAAAGAAUUCGGUCCAGGCAUUACUACACUGUUACAACGUGCCGGUAUUUAUCAGGCCAACAUCCAACUGGAUUAUCUUAACGAUCAAUUACACCCAGAAUUGGAAAAGGCAGUCAUCAUGAACCGUGCUCAAACUCUGGCCGACGGUAUACACAUCGCUACGGAAAUAGAACGUUCACUGGCCAAAUCUAAAUUAUCUAAUACCUACAUGGGCCCAAUCACAAAUUACUGA
Messenger RNA from Mucor mucedo, 1305 nucleotides. RefSeq lists its product as uncharacterized. The coding region runs from base 1 to 1305 and encodes 434 amino acids. The transcript has 2 exons. Lineage: Eukaryota; Fungi; Mucoromycota; Mucoromycetes; Mucorales; Mucoraceae. The record is from RefSeq and is a predicted model, not a curated record.